CGGCGCGGGCAGGGCAGGGCACCGCGCAUGCGCCCCGCGAAGGGGGCGGGCACGGCGGGACAGCCAAUGGGAGGGCGGGGCCGCCUCGCGGGGGGAGCCAAUCAGGGAGCGCGGGCGGUGGCAGGGCGGCCAAUGGCGGACGGCCGGGGUUUAAAGGGGUAUUUAAGGCGCGGCGGUUUGAAUUCAAACAGACGCGCAGCAGCCUUUGAGGCGGCUGGACUGGGGCCGAGCCGGGUGUCACUCUCCUGGGGCGCUAUGGACAGGAACAAGAAGGAGAACUACGCCACCUACCCCGGCCGCGCUGCCAAGGUUGCUAAUCCCCUUGGGGAUGGCCCCAGACGUGUCCCUGUGUCUCAGCAUACUGCCCAGAGCCGGUUACCGAGCAGUGGAGCUCAAGCACAACGUGUCCUGUGUCCUGCAAACCUUCCCCAGCGAGUUCCUGUGCAAUCCCAAAAACCUGUGCUGUCAACCCAAAGACUGUGCCAAAACCCGACAGCACAGCAGCUCCGACCCAAACAGCCCGUCCAGGCCACUGUGAAGCCUCGGUUUCCAAGCAGGAACAGCGAGAAACCCCAACAGGCUCCAGAACCUGCAAAAAAUCCUGAAGCAGAAAGUGCCUCUAAACAGAAAACUGAAGAGACUGCCAAAAAGAAAAGUGAAGAGACUAAAAAAAGACAAUGGUCCCUUGAAGAUUUUGAAAUUGGUCAUCCUUUGGGAAAAGGAAAAUUUGGCAACGUUUACCUGGCACGUGAAAAACAGAGUAAAUUUAUUCUUGCACUGAAAGUGCUCUUUAAAACACAACUUGAAGAAGCCGGUGUAGAACAUCAACUAAGAAGAGAAGUUGAAAUACAGUCCCAUCUUAGGCACCCCAACAUUCUCAGAUUAUAUGGCUACUUCCAUGAUGCCAGCAGAGUCUACCUGAUCCUAGAGCAUGCACCUCGUGGAGAAGUCUACAAAGAACUUCAGAAGCUCACGAAGUUUGAUGAACAAAGAACUGCUACAUACAUCACCGAACUAGCAGAUGCCCUCUCAUACUGUCACUCGAAGAGCGUCAUUCACCGAGACAUAAAGCCAGAAAACCUACUGCUUGGCUCAAAUGGAGAGUUAAAAAUUGCUGACUUUGGAUGGUCAGUGCAUGCUCCAUCUUCUAGGAGGACAACUCUCUGUGGAACACUCGAUUACCUGCCUCCUGAAAUGAUUGAGGGAAGAACACAUGAUGAAAAGGUGGAUAUUUGGAGCCUGGGAGUUCUGUGCUAUGAAUUCCUUGUAGGGAAACCACCAUUUGAAGCAAAAACGUAUCAGGAAACCUACAGAGCUAUUUCUAGGGUGGAGUUCAAGUUUCCUCCAUUUGUAACAGAAGGCGCGAGGGAUUUAAUUUCCAAGCUUCUGAAGCACAACCCACUCCAUCGACUGCCCCUGAAGGAUGUUCUUCUCCAUCCCUGGAUCACAGCAAACUCUACAAAGAUGCCCAACAGCAGAAAGAGUGAUGUUGCUGCCCCAUCCAAAACGUAGUUUUAGGAGGACCUCAUGGGAUCAACAAGAGGAGUCUUGUACUGUGACUACUGUAAUGCUUACAAAUAGGAAAAGCAGGUCUUGGAAUCUAAUGGCAAUUGGAAUCCUUGUUGUUGUCUUACACUCUAAUUGCAACAUAAAGUUCUUUGACUUCCA
This is a messenger RNA of Pseudopipra pipra, 1668 nucleotides long. RefSeq names its product aurora kinase A (gene AURKA). The transcript has 9 exons. The record is from RefSeq and is a predicted model, not a curated record. Gene Ontology annotation, molecular function: protein kinase activity; ATP binding. Gene Ontology annotation, biological process: mitotic spindle organization; regulation of cytokinesis; meiotic cell cycle. Lineage: Eukaryota; Metazoa; Chordata; Aves; Passeriformes; Pipridae. Gene Ontology annotation, cellular component: chromosome passenger complex; spindle pole centrosome; kinetochore. Bases 28 to 1512 code for a protein of 494 amino acids.